GCGAUUGCUCCACCUACUAUCCAAGAUCAUGACCCUACAGGCCUCUCGUCGGGGCCCAACCGUCGAGGCUGCGGACGGAGGGGCCGUCACGCUGACGAUGUGACGGCCGUCCCAUGAGACGAAACUUUGGCCGUCACUAUUCCCACCAGCCGCGCUCAGAGCAUGCCGCAGCGCUGCGCCCCUCCCAGCGCAGCAGGUCUUUGGAGCCUGGCUUCCAAGAGAGUCGAACGAAUUCCAGGCACUCCUUGCUCCUUCCCGUGGCCCUGUCGCCCGAGGGACCACAAGGCUCUCCCAGCCUUUGGAGCAGGACCUCCAGCCGACAUCCGGGUCUUUCACGCUUAUCCCUGCGGUCAGUCACUCCAAUGUCCCGACUCUCACGGGAGAGCUCACGCGCUGAGGAUGGUGAGGUGCUCCGCCGUACCAUGCCCUUGGCGACCUUCCGCCGGGGCGACUGGCGGGAGGAGGAAGCUGGCAGCCAAUGCAGAAGUCAAGGUCGAGCUGAUGGCAGUAUGUCGCGCAGCAGUCUGGUGUCAGAAGACAGCAUGAGCAGCAGGAGCCGGACAAGUCUGCAGAAAUGGAGAAGAAAGCUCAGGCAAAGCAAGUCAGCUCGGAGCAUGGACAGUUGUAUGCUGAAGGUGCUGUCAGAGUCCCAGCCAGACUUUCAGGCGCAACGUGUCGUGGGCUACUCCAUGGAACUGGGUGAAGAUGAUUAUCAGGUGUUUGCUGAAGGUCUACUCCAUGGCAGUCUGUUUGGUGCCGCCUGGGGCGAGAGCGAGCUGCUCGCCACGCUGGCGUCCACCGUGGAGCUCUUCACCUUCAACGCGAACGAACCGGUCGGACGAAAGGAGGCACCUCUUUGUCACAUCUUCGUGAUCCGCGAUGGACAGUUCUUCUUGGCACAGCGGACCAGUGAACGGGCGCCCAUUUGCUUGGGCGUUGGUUGCGUCUUUGGCGAACUGGAGCUGUUUCAGCUCGCGGGAGACGAAAUCAGCGCUGGCCCUGCUGGUGGGACAUGCUUUGCCAUCAGCAAAGAGUCUUUCUUAGAUGCGCUGAAGAAGAUGACGAGGAAGGCCUCCUCGGAGGUCUUUCAGCUUCUACUCGGCAGUGAGCUUUUCCGGUAUUUGGAUAGCUCUUACGUGGCGAUGCUCAGCAAAUGCAGCUAUAGCAUGAAGUAUCAGGACAAGGCGUUGAUCCGAAAGGAUGGAAUUGACCCAGACUUUGUGUACAUUGUGAAGUCGGGCAACUUGAUCGAAAGUGGACAACUCCUUUUGACUCCUGGCGAUUGCGUUUGCCGACGACCUGGGGCUCCUCUACAUGCGGAGGGCGAAGUGGAAGUCCUGGCUAUACCGGUGACCUCGCUACAAAGCGUGAUGGGUUUCCGCGGACACGACUUCCUUUGGCGUUGCGAGCUGCUGCACAUCUUGCGCAGCCGCUGGUCGCACCACUUGAGCUUCGGCCCAUGGAUGGCGCAGCGUGGGGAUCCGGAAGCCUGGGCGCGCGCCUGUGUGAUCCUGACCCUCCACGUGGAGGUGAUGCAGGAGUUUCUCAGAAGCCACAGCUCAUCCAUCCGUUGGCUCAUGCUGCUGGACGGUGCUCACAAUGGUGCUCACAUCAAGGUGGGCGACCAGGUCCUCCACACCGACGCCGAGAUCUGGAGCCCCGGCGUGCUUGCGAUUGAGCCUCUCCCAUCGAGCAACAGCGGCUUUGCCUUGGGCUCUUCCUCAAACACUGUCACAAUUGCUGUGCUGCUGAACGAUGCGAUGCUGCCCGGCGAGGCGGGUGCGCUGGAGGAGAAGUUGACCUUGGUGAAGCGUGUGUUUCUCUUCCGCACCUUAGAUGACCGGGAGCAACAGUUGCUGGCAGAUGCCAGCCGACUGGUCUCCAGGAGAUGUGGAGAAAUGGUCUUCCGGGAAGGGGAGAUGGCCUCCCAGUGCUUCGUGGUGGCUCAGGGAGAGAUGGCCCAGUCCAAAGAAGGCCGGGUGAUGCGCACCUUGGGAGCUUUCAGCAGCUUCGGCGAGCAAGAGUUGCUCAGCCAACUCCCAAGAAACUUCUCGGUUUCUUGCAAGACAGACACAGCAACAUUGAUGGCCAUUGACAAGAUGGUCUUCGAGCAUGUGGUCAAGGAGAGAGUCUUUGCCCAGCUACAGGAUCAACUGCAGCUCCGGCGCGUGGACAUCCAUUUGGACGACCUCCAAGAGAUCUCCACCUUGGGAUAUGGCACGUAUGGCAUUGUCCGCUUGGUGGAGCAUCAAUCCACGGGAGCCAGGUACGCCCUGAAGUGCAUCAGUCGAAACGAGGCGGUGGCCCGGCGGCAGCAAGCCAGCAUUUGCGCCGAGCGUGAGAUUCUGACCGAUGUGGAUCACCCUUUCAUCCUCAAGCUGGUGCGGACCUUCAAGGACCACAGGAAUGUCUACUUUCUGACCGAGUUUGUGACAGGCGGAGAGCUCUUCAACGCCAUUCGAUCCUUGGGCAUCCUCAGCGGAGUCCAAGCCAGGUUCUAUACGGGCAGCUUGAUCUUGGCGCUACAAGCUCUUCAUGAAAAGAAGAUCAUCUACCGAGACCUGAAGCCCGAGAAUGUCUUGCUUGACAACUAUGGCUACAUCAAGCUCAUUGACUUUGGCUGUGCCGUGCGCUUUGAUCAAGGCAGCCAUCGGAGCUUGGUGGGGACGCCACAUUACAUGGCGCCCGAAGUGAUCUUGGGGAAGGAAUACCACUUUUCCUGCGAUGUUUGGUCCCUGGGAGUCUGCUUGUACGAGUUCGUUUGUGGACCUCUACCCUUCGGCCAAGAUUGCGAAGAUCCCAGACAGGUCUUUCAAGACAUCCUUCUCUCGAAGCUGUACUUUCCAGAGCAUUUCAUCAACACCCCAGGAAAGCAUCUUCUCAGGUGCCUUUUGCGGAAGAACUCCCGACUGCGCAUCGGUGGCGAGCACGGCCUCCAAGAUGUGCGGGAACACGCGUACUUCCGCAAGUUCAGCUUCACCAGGCUUUUGGGCCGCAAUUUAGAGCCUCCCUUGGUCUCCAGCAAAGAAGUUCCAAGUGAUGAGGAUGUGCCAUCCUUGACACGACAGGAGACUCCCCACCGCCAGGAGACUGGGGGGGACGAGAGCUUCCCGGAGGAUGAUUGGGCGGCGGAGUUCUGAGUGGCCGGAGGGCGAGAGGAGCUCCACAUGUAACGGU
Molecule: messenger RNA, 3177 nt
Organism: Durusdinium trenchii
Lineage: Eukaryota; Dinophyceae; Suessiales; Symbiodiniaceae
Source: the annotation of a GenBank genome assembly